AUGGCCUCAAGAACUUCCAGCCUCAAAUUCUUCUCACUACUGUUUGCUUCAUUUGCCACUGUUCAAAUGGCAACGGCCGGAGACCCGGACAUUAUUUCUGAUUUCCUACUGCCUGCAAAUGGAACAGUAGAUGCAAACUUCUUCACAUACACCGGCUUUCGUGUUCUUGUUGGAGGCGGCCCUCCCACAACCUUCAAGGUAUUGAAGGCAACCUUGGCUGAGUUCCCUGCUCUUGAUGGACAGAGUGUUUCCUGUGCCGUUCUCGAAUUCCCAUCUGGCACUACUAACCCACCACACACUCAUCCUCGUUCCGCUGAGCUCCUUUUCCUUGUUGAUGGUACCCUUGAAGUGGGUUUCAUUGACACAAAAAACAACCUCUUUACACAGACUCUUCAAUCAGGUGAUCUGUUUGUGUUCCCCAAGGGACUUGUGCACUUCCAGUACAAUGCUGAUGCACAAAACCCAGCACUAGCAAUUUCUGCUUUUGGAAGUGCAAAUGCAGGAACUGUAUCACUCCCCAACACUCUGUUUACCACCGGGAUCGAUGACAAUGUCUUGGCUAUUUCUUUUAAGACUGAUGUAGCCACCAUUCAAAAGCUCAAGGCUGGUCUUGCUGCCAAGUCAUGA
Messenger RNA from Prunus dulcis (almond), 627 nucleotides. Its product is annotated as germin-like protein 9-3. Gene Ontology annotation, molecular function: manganese ion binding. The record is from RefSeq and is a predicted model, not a curated record. Lineage: Eukaryota; Viridiplantae; Streptophyta; Magnoliopsida; Rosales; Rosaceae. The transcript has a single exon. The coding region runs from base 1 to 627 and encodes 208 amino acids. Gene Ontology annotation, cellular component: cell wall.